AUGGAGUUUCGAGGCGCCUGCUUGCUUCUGUGCCUCUUUUGCCUUGUGCAGGUUACAGUCCAGCAAGCUUCCACAUUCAAGCAAAAGCCAGCGAGCUCCAAGAAAGAUGGUGUGAGCCUCAAAAUGAUUGAAGAUCUUAAGGCUCUGAUUGACAACAUCUCCCAGGAGGUGGCUUUACUGAAAGAAAAGCAAGCACUUCAGACAGUGUGUUUGAAGGGCACUAAAAUUCACCUCAAGUGCUUCCUUGCGUUUUCCGACACCAAGACAUAUCACGAGGCCAGUGAAGACUGCAUCUCCCAAGGCGGCACCCUCAGCACCCCCCAGAACGGGGAUGAAAAUGACGCGCUCUACGAGUACAUGAGGAAGAGCAUUGGGUCAGAAGCAGAUGUCUGGCUCGGCAUCAAUGACCUGGCGGCUGAGGGCAAAUGGGUGGACAUGACAGGCAGCAGCAUCCGCUACCGGAACUGGGAGACUGAGAUCACCACCCAGCCAGAUGGCGGCAAACUGGAGAACUGUGCAGCCUUGUCAGGGGUUGCCAUUGGCAAGUGGUUUGACAAGAGAUGCAAGGAUAAAUUGCCGUACGUGUGUCAGUUCAUGAUUGUGUAA
Emys orbicularis (European pond turtle) is the source of this 606-nucleotide messenger RNA. It is a transcript of the gene CLEC3B, whose product is annotated as C-type lectin domain family 3 member B. Gene Ontology annotation, biological process: bone mineralization; ossification. Lineage: Eukaryota; Metazoa; Chordata; Testudines; Emydidae. The coding region runs from base 1 to 606 and encodes 201 amino acids. The record is from RefSeq and is a predicted model, not a curated record. The transcript has 3 exons.